Messenger RNA from Helianthus annuus (common sunflower), 1123 nucleotides. RefSeq names its product protein MAINTENANCE OF PSII UNDER HIGH LIGHT 1. The transcript has 3 exons. The record is from RefSeq and is a predicted model, not a curated record. Lineage: Eukaryota; Viridiplantae; Streptophyta; Magnoliopsida; Asterales; Asteraceae. Gene Ontology annotation, biological process: regulation of protein complex stability. Gene Ontology annotation, cellular component: chloroplast thylakoid membrane. The coding region runs from base 145 to 957 and encodes 270 amino acids.
CUCAUCCAACGCCUACUCAAAACCAGCCACAAAAAAUCCCCCAAAACAAAUCCCUACGCACCAUCUCACUCACAAAAUCUCGAUAUCCAACAACAAAAUAAUCUUCGAUUUCGAACAACAAAAUUGAAGCUGAAUUACAACCAAAUGGCGUCAUCUGCUGCUGCCGCAUUAUCAGCAAACAGCUGUAGCACACACAUGAGAGUAAGUUUCUUCAACAACAAUCGCUAUAAUAAGAUUCAUCAGAAACAGAGUCUCAGAUUUUUCAAAGUUCGAGCUUCAUCUGAUGAGCAAGAGGAUUGUAAUGUUGAAGAAUGUGCUCCUGAUAAAGAGGUAGGGAAAGUGAGCAUGGAAUGGUUAGCCGGGGAGAAAACCAAAGUGGCUGGAACAUUCCCACCUCGUAGACGUGAUUGGAGUGGUUAUGUUGAGAAGGACACGGCUGGGCAGACAAAUAUAUAUUCAGUUGAGCCUGCAGUUUACGUGGCAGAGAGUGCAAUCAGCUCAGGGACAUCAGGUACAUCAGCUGACGGGGCAGAGAAUACAGCGGGAUUAGUUGGUUUUGGCGCGCUUAUCGCUAUUGCCGCUGCAUCCGCAAUUCUCUUGCAAGUAGGGAAGAACCCACCACAAAUACAAACAUUAGAUUACUCGGGUCCAUCACUUAGUUACUACAUUACCAAAUUCAAACCCGCGGAAAUUGUCCAAAUUUCCGUGCCAACCGCACCCGAGCCAGAGACCUCUACCCCACAAGUAGAAUCAGUAGCUCCGGCAGCCGAAGUAGAUUCAGGAGCUCCGGCAGCUGCAGUAGAUUCAGGAGCUUCGGAAACCGAGACAUCAUCUUCAGCUGGACAGCCGGAGAGUGGGACACAAGUAGUGUCGGAAGUUGUGGUCGAAUCCGAGACGUCAACUUCGGCUGGACAGCCACAAGUAGUGUCGGAAGAAGUUGUGGCCGAAUCCAGUUAAGUUAAAAAUGUGGCUAGCUUUUAUAUGUAACGGUAAAGUGUGGUUGUAUGUAUGGUUCUCAUUGAGUUGUAUACUUUGUGCUACAAGCAAAUUCGUCAUACCAUUGUAAAAUUAUUGAUCAGUUGAUUGUUGGAAUAAUCAAUCUCCCAGGCUUUAUUCCACACCA